AUGCGGUCUCUGAACACCGUCACCGAUAAUGACGGUUUGUCUCCAGAUGUGGUAGAGCCCAUUGCCGUGAUUGGUCUUGCUACUCGGUUCCCUCAAGAGGCCACCUCCACCCAAGCCCUGUGGGAGCUUUUGCUACACGCUCGAUCAACUUGGUCGACUAUCCCGAAGGAAAGAUUCAAUGCGGACGCGUUCUUUCAUCCGGAUCCAGAGCAUGGAGGCACAUUUCAUGUGCAAGGAGGCCAUUUCUUCUCUGAGGAUCCUGCUUAUUUUGAUGGAACUUUUUUCAAUAUUACGACAAAUGAACUUAUGACUCUUGACCCCCAGCAGCGCCUGGUCCUGGAAAACGUCUACCAUGCAUUGGAAAACUCCGGAAUUCCAAUGGCUGCCGCUGCUGGCUCCAAUACCUCGGUUUUUGUCAGUGGUUUCAAUCAUGAUUACCUGGGAAUCCUUAAUUCCGAUCCAGAGACCGCCCUCAAGUACAAGCCCACGGGUGUUGUCAAUGCCGUUCUGUCAAACAGAACCAGCUGGUUCUUCGAUUUCAAGGGACCCAGUAUGACCAUCGACACGGCUUGUUCCAGUAGCUUGGUCGCACUGCAUCUGGCUGUGCAGAGUCUCCGGGCCCGAGAAACAAGUAUGGCUCUGGUCAGUGGGGUGAGUAUCCUGGAGAAUCCUGUGGAGACAGUCGGUAUGAGCCAUCACGGUCUACUCGGAACUCAAGGCCGGUGCUUUAGCUUUGACUCCCGUGCGGAGGGCUAUGCUCGUGGGGAAGGAGUGGGGACAGUGGUUCUGAAACUCUUGAGCACUGCCAUUCGAGACGGCGAUACAAUCCGUACCGUGAUCCGAGAAACUGGCGUCAACCAGGAUGGUCGUACGUCGGGACUCACUGUCCCAAGUGCGGAUGCCCAAGAAAGGCUUAUCAGAGAAGUGUACUGGAGAGCUGGCCUUGAUCUGGAACAGACUAGAUUUGUGGAGGCCCAUGGGACGGGAACCAGCAUAGGUGAUCCGAUUGAGGCGGAGGCGCUGGCAAGAGCAUUCAAGUGUCGACGGGAGACGCCCCUGUACGUUGGGACCAUCAAGUCUACCAUUGGACAUCUGGAAGGAGGUUCCGGCGUGGCCAGUCUUAUCAAAUCCAUCCUUAUCCUCGAGUCGGGAAUCAUUCCACCCAACUUCGAUAUCCAGGAGAUCAAUGCCAAAAUCCCUGCGGCCGAAUGGAACAUCGCAUUUCCCAAGGAAAUUAUUCCAUGGCCUUCAAAGGGACUCCGUAGGAUCUCGGUCAAUUCGUUUGGAAUUGGAGGAACCAAUGCCCAUUGCGUCCUUGACGACGCCUUCCACUAUCUUCAAAGUCGCCUCCUUGAUGCUGAGCACAGGACCAAUCCCAAUGUUCCAAAAUCUGUCAGUCUGUCCGUAUCUCAGACCAUGGAUGCCGAGCUUGACAGCAACCCUGAUUCUACGGAUGAGACCGACGGUGGCGUUUCUAUUGAGACACCCGAGUCCUCUGUGGCCGAUGAUUCCUGCUUAUCUGCAGGACUGAAACCAAUCAGCCUAUACCCUGAUUUUCAGGAUGCACCCAAAAUAUUAUUGCUGUCGGCAUUCGAUGAAGGCGGCAUUCGGCGAGCUGCGGAUACACAUUCCCGUUAUCUGAGCCAGAAAAAUAACCAGCCCAGUGACACUGAGCAUCUAUUGGAUGACUUUUCCUUUACACUCACUAAGCGGCGCUCAGCGUUUCCAUGGAAAAGCCUCGUUUUGGCCUCCACAGCCAAAGAGCUCUCAAAAAAACUGGCCGAGGGUAAUUUCUCAAAGCCAAUUCGAUCACUCGAUGUAUCGGAAAUACAUUUCAUUUUUACUGGACAAGGUGCACAAUACGCGGCGAUGGGAAAGGCCCUUCUAAUUUAUCCAGUGUUUCAAAAGUCUCUCGAAGAGGCAUCGGAAUACAUUCGCAGACUAGGAAGUCCCUGGUCACUUAUCGAUGAGUUCCUGGCCGAGGGAGCCCUUUCCAAAGUAGAUCUCCCAGAGAUUGCGCACCCACUGUGUACUGCACUACAAGUGGCACUCGUGGACCUUUUGGCUAGCUGGAAUAUAUUCCCAGUCGGCGUGACAGGCCACUCCUCUGGAGAGAUAGCUGCAGCUUACAGCGCAGGAAAAUUGUCUCGGCAAGGAGCCUGGAAAGCCGCCUACUACCGUGGCUAUGUCUCCUCAAAGCAACUCGCAGCCAACGGCGCGAUGAUGGCCGUGGGUCUGAGUGCUUCAAAGUUGGAAACAUAUAUUGAGUGGAUCCACAAAGAGCUUCACGGCGAGUUAGUAAUUGCCUGUUAUAACAGCCCUAGGAAUAACACCGUCUCCGGAGAUGAGGCGUUGAUCGAUUGCCUCAAGAGACGGCUGGACAGUGACGGCGUUUUCGCGCGGAAGCUAAACGUGAAAAAUGCCUACCAUUCCGCCCACAUGCGAUUCAUUGCUGAAGAAUAUCUCCAAUUGAUGGGAGACUUGUCCUUCGGAAAAGAAUUAGCUGUACCACAUUUGGUCCACAUGUUUUCUACCGUAACUGGAGAAAAAAUUCAGUCAGAGAGUCUCACGGCUCGAUACUGGGUCGACAACAUGGUAUCUCCGGUUCGCUUCACCAGCGGAUUGAAGGCAAUGCUAUCUCAAGUGAUGAGUAGAUCUUCAGAAUCAGAUCUUUCAGAUCUUUCUGGAUCGCUCCCUUUACUUGUGGAGAUUGGGCCUCACUCUACCCUGCAAAGCGCUAUCAAAGAGACACUAGUGCCAAAGGGCACCGACACUGGCCACAGAUAUUUCUCAAUUCUGAAACGAAGUGACCCAAGUCUAAGCAGUUUUCUUAGCACAAUUGGUCUUUUGGCUGCUAACGGCUAUCAGCUAGACUUGCACAAAAUUAACUUUGCAUCUUGUAUAUAUUUGGACAGGCCAGCAAGGCUACUUAUUGACCUACCGCCGUACAGCUUCAACCACACCGAGAGGAACUUGUAUGAGAGUAGACCCAGCAAAAACCUUCGCACGAGAAAUUUUCCGCGUCAUGAUCUCUUUGGUGCCCCUGUUUCUGAUUGGAAUCCAAGAGCUCCAAGAUGGAGACAUUUCAUCCGAUUGAACGAGAACCCUUGGCUGAGAGACCAUAUGAUUACGAAGAACGUUGUUUACCCUGGAGUGGGUUUUCUUGUUAUGGUCAUUGAGGCUACGCGACAAUCAGCUGGAGAAAGUGAAAUCACUGGAAUUCAACUGCGGAAGGUUUCCAUCAACAGAGCCUUGGUGGUUCCAGACACCAAGGAAGGCAUCGAGAUUAGCCUGUCAAUGACCCCUACAGACGGACCAUCCGACUUGAGAACAUGGCGUCGUUUCCAAAUCAGCUCUUUCAAUGAAUCAAGCGAUGAAUGGACUGACCAUUGCAAUGGCUAUGUGGCGGUGGAAUACAAAUCAUCCGCCGACCCGGUUGACAACGGCCGUGAAGCGAGUGCGGAAGACCAAGUUUGGAAGGAGGAAUUCAGAAAAGCACAAAAUCGGUGCUUCAAGUCCAUCACUUUCGAAAAGACAUACGAAGAUCUGCGCGAGAUUGGACUUCAUUUCGGUCCUUUGUUCCGAAACCUUCAUAGCGUGAAGGAUAGUGGAUGCCAACUUGGCUUGAUGACUGGUGUGGUGACAGUUCCCGAAAUUGUUCAAUCAAUGCCAAAGCAAUACAUGCACUCACAUUUAAUCCACCCAGCCACCAUGGAUAGCAUGAUACACAUGAUCAUUGCCGCUAAUAUUGACUUGAUUGGCAAGCCAGUACUUGAUCAUAUUAGGCUGCCCACAUAUAUCCGGGAUAUGUGGGUUUCAUCUGACUUGAACGCUGCACCGUUUCACGACUUCUUUGGGUAUGCAUCAGUAGCCAAUGGUGCAUCUGACAAGUUGCAAGGCCAAAUUCGAAUUAUGGGCCCCCAAGGUCAGCCUUGUAUUCGGAUGGAUGGCAUUGAGCUCACGCCUCUUGAGUCUACACCAAUUGAGAAUGACAAGCGAAAGUUGUGCACCGCUAUUGCAUGGACGCCAGAUUUAUAUUUCCUUGAGUCCACGACAGCAAAUGAGCUUAGCUCAAUUUCAGAGACUGACAACGAGGAAAAUCGGUACUGGGUUGAGCGACUUCAAAUGGCAACUAUGCUUUAUGUUACUGACGCCUUGCUUGAGCUCAAUGGCUUGAAUGUCACGAACCUGGAUCCUCACAUGAAGAGAUUUUAUGAUUGGAUGAUUCGUUGGCAGACCAUGCUUGUGAAUAAUGAUAUCAUCCAUCUUCCAUAUCCUGAGUUCCAAAAAGUGUCUCUAGAUCCAACGUUGAAGCAGACUAUAUAUGAGGAGCUCGAGAGCCAUAGCGCUGAAGGCGCUAUCACAGCCCGGAUGGGUCGCAAUAUUGCCGCUGUCGUUCGGAAAGAGGUUGACCCUUUGACUCUGAUGUUUGGCCAAGACAAUGUGAUGGAGAGGGUUUAUCAAGAGGGACUUCAUCUCUAUAAUCUUCCGAAGUACUUGAAGAGCCACCUAUUUCUUCUUCGUCACCAGCAUUCGGAGUUGAAGAUUCUUGAGAUUGGUGGUGGCACUGGGAGCUUCACGGCGGAGGUCUUCAGUGUGCUUGCACCAGAGGAAGAUGCCACGAGAGCAAACAUCUCAACAUAUACCUUCACCGACAUCUCGCCUGGCUUCUUUGAGAAGGCGAAGCAUAAAUUUCAGGCUUGGGGCGACAUAAUGUCGUUCCAGCCCCUCAACAUCGAGAAAAGUCCAUUUGACCAAGGAUUUGAAGAGGGCUCUUACGAUUUGAUCUUUGCUGGAAAUGUCAUCCACGCAACCAAAAAUUUGGAAACAGCAUUGCGAAACCUCCGAUCCUUACUUCGACCUGGUGGUCAGCUUAUCAUGCAAGAGGGAAUCCGACAGGAUUUUCUGUGGUACCCUCUUGUCUUUGGCCAGCUCCCUGGAUGGUGGCUUGGUGACGAGCCCAUCCGGAAAUGGUGUCCAUACAUCCCGACAUCAGAGUGGAAUACUCUACUCAAUAAGUCCGGAUUCUCCGGUGUGGACAUUGAGUAUCCGAGCUCCACAGAAGAAGAUUUGACUUGGCAAAGUAUCUUAAUAUCUACAGCCGACUUUGUCGAAACGCAAGUUCGACCAAAAGUUUUCAUCCUUACUUCGGAGUCAGCUGCAGAAGAUCCUGUAGCCUCUCAUCUACAAGCUAUGCUAAAAGGCACUUUUCCCAAUGUGUCGUCGAUACAGCUAUCUGAAAUGAAUUCUGUGUUUGGUCCAAAUACUAUUUGCAUUUCCUUGGUUGACCUGCACACAUCAUUUCUAUCGCAGGUCACUGAGUCCCAAUAUAUAGCUGCGAGAAAGUUACUCACAGAAUGUGAAAAUAUCUUGUGGGUUAUACCUGACCCCCGUGACAAACCGUUGUCCAAUACAAGCCUUGGUCUGUUGCGGACGAUGCGCUGGGAAAGAAACUCAGAUGGUUCUAAUAUCGUGACUUUGACGGUUUCGGAAGAUUCUUUGGACGUUUUGACUACAUGUAUUCAUCGGAUUGCUAUUCAUCAAUUCGUGAAGAAAAAUGCCCGUGAACAACAUGCUGAAUACCUUUUGCAGAACAAAAUUAUUCAUGUUGGUCGUCUUCGUGAAUGGAAAGAAGCUGACAACUUCCUUGCUCUUCCUUCAUCAGGACCCGCUCCUGAGCUAGUUUGCCUGGGUGGCGUGAGCCGGCCAAUUGAGUUAAAUUUUUCGACAUCUGAGUCGAAGCCACGUCAAUUAUGCUGGACUCCAGAUCACCAGCAUGACGAGGAGCUUGGACCGUCUGAGGUCGAAGUGGAGAUUCGUGCCAUUGGUCUUGAUUCCGAGUCUGACUUUGCUUUGACGUCAAACGAGGCCUCAGGCUUCGUGAAAGAUGUCGGUCAAGCCGUGAAGGGCUUCGUGUCCGGUGACCAUGUCGUUUUCACAAUAUCGGGGCGAAGUCCUCACUGUUUCCGAACCUUGGCACGGGUGAACCAGUCAUGUGUGGUCAAGAUACCCGGCAAUGUCCCGUUUGAAAUUGCCGCUGGGCUGCCUUCAAUCUAUGCAACCGCAAUUUACGGUCUCACAGAGGUAGCUCGUCUACAUGAGAGCAAUACUGUUUUGAUUCAAAAUGGCGCCACGGCUCUUGGGCAAGCUGUUAUACAAUAUGCACAUUUGCUUGGAGCCUCCAUUUACACCACAGUGUCAACAGCUGAAGAUCGGGACUUCCUCAUUUCUGAGUAUGGCAUUCCAAUAGAACGGAUAUGCUCUAAUAAAGAUCUCGGGUUUUCAAAGGCUGUGAUACGGGCUACCAAUGGCAUUGGCGUUGACGUCGUAUUCAAUACUUUAACUGGCGAGGCUUUGCAAGAGUCUUUGGCUUGUGUUGCUCCUUUUGGUCAUUUCAUCCAUGCAUCGAACGAGACUGCUCGAGUUGAUAACAUUAUUGAUCUAGCCACAAUGCAAAGAUGCGUGACAGUGGCUUAUGUCAAUAUUGAGCAGUUAAUGGCAGGUCGUCCAGAGCUCAUCAGUCGGCUGAUUGGUGAUGCUUUGUACCUGUAUGCCGAUGGCAAAAUCAAUCGAACCCAACCUUUCACCGUCAAAAACUUCGCAGAAAUCACAGAUGAUGUGAAGAGAAACGAGAAGAAAGGAAAGAUUGUCGUUGUUCCCGAACUUUCGGAUAAGAUCCUUGUGCUUCCUGAUAUCAUCGAACCGUACCAAUUCGAUAGCCAGGCUUCUUACCUUCUUGCAGGUGGCCUUGGAGGGUUGGGAAGAAGUUUGGCCCUGUGGAUGGCUUCACGCGGUGCGAAGAAUUUGAUUUUCUUGUCAAGAUCAGGCCGCAUUACAGAUCCUGUGAGGGAAAUGAUUUCCAAUCUGCAAGGACUUGGAUGUCAACUUCACAUCUUCACCUGUGAUGUUGCCGAUGCCGAGCGCCUGAGAUAUAUCAUUGGAAAAUGCUCUGCCUCAUUGCCACCAAUUAAGGGAUGCAUUCAGGGCUCUAUGGUACUGCGGGAUGGUGCUUUUGUAAACAUGUCAUUUGAGGAUUGGCAGACAGCGAUCCGCCCAAAGGUACAAGGUUCCUGGAACCUACAUGAAAUCCUGCCGAUGGACCUAGACUUUUUCGUCAUGCUUUCAUCAGUCGCCGGCAUCUUUGGUAACCGCGGCCAGUCAAAUUAUGCAGCUGGAAAUACUUUCCAAGACGCACUAGCUGCAUACCGUACUGCACGGGGAAUGAAUGCAUCCAGCAUCAACCUUGGCAGCGUAUCCAAUGUAGGAUGGGUUGCAGAGAAUCGAGACUCGAUGCGAAUGAACACAGACACAUUGUUUGAGUUCCUGCGCGAGAAAGAGGUCCACGGAGCAGUUGAAUUCCUCAUCGACCAUCGAUACAAGAAGGAACCUGCACUGGACCUUCUCUCACCAUUUCAGCUGGUGCUUGGACUUCCGACAGCGGAUAUGUGCCGCAAGAACAACAUCCCGACGCCAUCAUAUAUCGACUUUCCUCUUUUCACUCAUAUGCGCACGGCCAAUCUGACGAAGAGCAUGGAAGUAGGUGACCAGAAAAUUGUCAGCAUUGCGACUCGUCUUCAUGCCGCGUCCAAUUCGAUUGAAGCUAUUAAGUUAAUAUCAGAGGGAAUUGUUGAGAGGCUUUCGUCUUUACUUGCAAUUCCAUCUUCUGAAAUCGAUGCCCAGCGAUUCAGCUUCUCUCGUAUUGACUCGCUUGCGUCCAUGGAGUUUGUUUCUUGGAUCGUCAAAAUUCUGAAGGCAGAAGUGUCUUUGAUGGAUGUCAUGGGAGCGCGCAAUGUUCAUGCCCUGAGUGAAAAGAUUGAACAUACAACUCGAUUGACGAGCUAUGCAUAG
Penicillium longicatenatum is the source of this 7848-nucleotide messenger RNA. Its product is annotated as type I polyketide synthase. Gene Ontology annotation, molecular function: oxidoreductase activity; fatty acid synthase activity; 3-oxoacyl-[acyl-carrier-protein] synthase activity. The transcript is spliced from 6 exons. Bases 1 to 7848 code for a protein of 2615 amino acids. NCBI's taxonomy places the organism in Eukaryota, Fungi, Ascomycota, Eurotiomycetes, Eurotiales, Aspergillaceae. The record is from RefSeq and is a predicted model, not a curated record. Gene Ontology annotation, biological process: secondary metabolite biosynthetic process; fatty acid biosynthetic process.